Rhodamnia argentea is the source of this 1631-nucleotide messenger RNA. Its product is annotated as 26S proteasome non-ATPase regulatory subunit 13 homolog B-like. Gene Ontology annotation, biological process: ubiquitin-dependent protein catabolic process. Gene Ontology annotation, cellular component: nucleus; proteasome regulatory particle, lid subcomplex; cytosol. The transcript has 6 exons. The record is from RefSeq and is a predicted model, not a curated record. The coding region runs from base 95 to 1252 and encodes 385 amino acids. NCBI's taxonomy places the organism in Eukaryota, Viridiplantae, Streptophyta, Magnoliopsida, Myrtales, Myrtaceae. Gene Ontology annotation, molecular function: structural molecule activity.
AGACGAAAAGGAAAAACGGAACGCAGAGAGGUUUCCAGAUUUUUCUCUCGCGAGCCGAAACUCUCUCUCGCUCGCUCGCUCGCUUUCGGCGGACAUGGCUGCUCUGCAAUACUUGGAUUCGCAGCGGAACGCGCAUCCGGAGCUGGCGGAGUGGUACAAUGCGCUCGAGGAUCUGUACCAGAAGAAGCUCUGGCACCAGCUCACUCUCAAGCUCGAGCAGUUCGUCUCUCACGCCGCUUCUCAGGCUGGAGAUAUGUUGAUUCAGUUAUAUCAUAAUUUCAUCACGGACUUCGAGACUAAAAUCAAUCUCCUUAAGCUUGCCCAUUUCGCUACUAUAGUCUCUCGGCAGUAUAAAGAGAAAGAAGCUGCCAUCAGUUUUCUUGAAGGCAUCAUAGAGAAACUUCAGUCUACGAGGGAACAGCGUAUAGGGGAGCCCAUCCUCUACAUUAAGUUGCAGAUAGCCAUGUUCAAGCUGGAUAAUGACCAAAAAGAAUGCAAAAAGCUUCUUGAAGAGGGGAAGAGUACCCUCGACAGCAUGACUGACAUUGAUCCAUCUGUCUAUGCCAGCUAUUACUGGGUUUCAUCACAAUACCAUAAAUUGCGCAAAGAAUAUGCGGAGUUCUACAGAAGUGCUCUUUUAUAUUUGGCAUACACAUCAGUAGAUUCACUCUCAGAUUCAUUUAAGCAGGAUUUGGCAUUUGAUUUGUCCCUUUCUGCCUUGCUGGGAGACAACAUCUACAACUUUGGGGAACUGCUAGCUCAUCCUAUUAUAAAGAGCCUUGUGGGGACAAAGGUUGAGUGGCUAUACUAUAUUCUCCAGGCAUUUAACACCGGUGAUUUAGUUCGUUAUAGGGAACUGUGCCAUGUCCACAGUGCUGCUCUGAAUGCCCAACCAGGGUUGGUUGAGAAUGAGAAGAAGCUGUUGGAAAAGAUCAACAUUCUGUGCCUUAUGGAAAUCAUCUUCAGUCGACCAUCUGAGGAUCGAACCAUUCCAUUGUGCGUUAUUGCAGAGCACACAAGACUUUCUACACAGGAUGUUGAGCAUCUUCUCAUGAAGAGUUUGUCUGUUCAUCUUAUUGAGGGCGUAAUCGAUCAAGUUGAGGGGACAGUAUACGUUUCAUGGGUGCAGCCAAGAGUUUUGGGGAUUCCGCAGGUCAAAUCGCUGCAUGACCGUCUGGACAAUUGGCUGGACAAAGUACACACAGCCUUGUUAUCUGUUGAAGCAGAAACUCCAGAUCUUGUCGCUGCAUGAUUCUUACCAAGUUCCUGUUCUUCGUUUUGUAACGAUCUUCCGAUUUGAACUGAAAGAAGAGAGAAAAACGAGCCACUUCUAGCAAGGCUCGGGAUCAGGCAGUUAUGCAAUCUCAGUUUACUUCCUUGGUGCUUCAUUGUUUUAUGCCCAAAUCUUCUCCGGAAUCAGCAAUUCCUCAUACUUCCUCGCCUUGAGGAUUACGAAUGUCUUAAAUCUGUGGUGACUCGGCUUUGCCCUUCGGGUAUGGUUAUUGGAACAUGUACUGAUUUCUUUCGCCUCGGUUGUGUCCUUUUUGAUCCACCAUCACGUGGAUCAACAAAUGCUGUGGGAGAAUUUUUGUAGCUUUGUGACUUCCAGAAUGAAUAUAUUUUUAGAUGAA